Suillus subaureus is the source of this 573-nucleotide messenger RNA. RefSeq names its product quinon protein alcohol dehydrogenase-like superfamily. NCBI's taxonomy places the organism in Eukaryota, Fungi, Basidiomycota, Agaricomycetes, Boletales, Suillaceae. The annotation marks the transcript as partial. The record is from RefSeq and is a predicted model, not a curated record. Gene Ontology annotation, molecular function: protein binding. The transcript has a single exon.
GACGGGAAGAAGGUAGUUGGCGGGAGUAUGGACGGUGAAGUAAAGUUGUGGGACAUCGACACAUGCAAGGUCAUCGCGAAAUGGACGGGACACACAAAGGAGGUGGCAUCUGUCUGCUGGAGUAGAGAUGGUCGGAGAGUAUUAAGCGGAUCCAACGAUGGGACUGCAAGGCAAUGGGACGUGGAAAAUGGAGAGACAAUCCUCAGGCCAAUCGUGACUGGGCACACUUUGGUGUCUGCAGUCGUUUAUUCGCCAGACAUGACCCUGAUGGCAAUUGGUGGAUGGGAUGAGCCUAGGAAUGGAAAAAACAGCGGGUCCUCGGUCAAAAUUUGGGAUGCAAAGACAGGCAAGCUUGUCGCAACUCUCAAAGGACACAUACACUCAGUGCACUGCCUGGCCUGGACUGGGGACGGAAAAACGCUUAUCUCCGGGUCAUUCGAUUUCUCGAUUAGGACAUGGGAUACCACCAAGUGGGAGCAAAUUGCGGUUCUGAAAGAACACACUCUCCAUGUCAAUGCCAUUGCAAUAUCACCGAAUGGUCGCAUCCUCGCAAGCGCAUCGGCGGACUACACA